Messenger RNA from Neurospora crassa OR74A, 1143 nucleotides. RefSeq lists its product as hypothetical. Bases 211 to 1143 code for a protein of 310 amino acids. The record is from RefSeq and is a predicted model, not a curated record. The transcript has 2 exons. Lineage: Eukaryota; Fungi; Ascomycota; Sordariomycetes; Sordariales; Sordariaceae.
CACGACUUAGACGAGCCCAAUCGUACUUGGUCGAGCCGAAAACCCAUACACGCCCUCGACAUCCAUUCUCCUUGCUACCCAACCAAGCUCAACCAUCUGGCCGUCGUCUAGCCUUCCGUCGAAUUGCCGCUACUGCCAGACCUCCCUCUCAGGCCUCAUCUCUCACACAGUCUCUAGUCCAUAUCGGCGAAUGCUGCCUUGCUGAGGCUGAUGCAGGGACGAAUGGACCGAAGGGAGCGGAUGGAGUCUUUCCAUCACGUUCAUGCCCGCCCCAGCAUGUCUAUGCCCAAGCACAUGCCCAUGUCCAUGCCACUGGGCACCCCAAGGCGCGAGAGACGCACGAGGGACCCAGAAACGCCAGAAGAAGAAGAAGACUCUUCGCCCUUUCCUGAUGUUGAUUGGCCACCCGAAGACGAUCUAUCCUCUGCCCCGUCGCCUCAUGAGAGACACCAGGACUCAGACGACUUCUCUGAGCAUACAAGACCUUAUCCUCGCCGUACAAGGGCCCCAAGUGUUGAGGAAUUAUCGUCCACUGCGCGCUCUUCGUCAUCUUUCAUUGACAUAGGUCGCCCUAUCCGGCCCCGAGUAUCUCCCAGUGCUGGCAUGCACCUUCGUGACGACGACACUCUUCCUCCAGAAGCAAGACUCCGUCGGCCAUCCGUUCUCUACGACGAAGACGCAGAAGAGAUCUUUGUACCCCGAUCUAUCAUGGACAACAGAUCGCGGCCGGCGAGCCGUGCCUAUGAUUCCCGCUCACGGUCCAGAAGCCGCUACGACGCACCGCGUAAUAGAAGUCCAUCAACAAAUCGACAGCGUUCUAUGCCAGACUCGAGAUGGUCUCCAAGGUCGUCAUCUGAUAGAGAAACUCAGCUCACCGAUCACUCUGGUGACGAAAAGCUUGUUCGCCAUAACAUCCCUCAUGCGCCGCCUGCUCCGCCCUCAGUUCACGAGCGUCCGAGCCGCAAGCUACCUACGCCGGAGACCUGCUUCACCUUCUCGCCGCCGUUCACCCUCAAGGCAUGGCUCGCCAUCUCGGGCUCAAUCUCGGUCCAGGCCAUCUUCUCCAUCACGAGGUGCUUCGCGGGCUCCUUCGCGGGCUCCUUCCAUGAGGCGGGCGCUUAUCAGAACCUCAGGAGCCCUUGA